UGAAUGUCUAUGCAACAAAUAGCUAGUAUAUUAUACAUGUUUUAUAGUGAUAAACUAGUGAAUAAAUUGUGAAUAAACCCAGUGAUGUUUAUCGCGUCGUUAAAUAUUAGUGUUUCUUCGAGUUUUAUAAUAAUUGUCUAAUAUACUGGUCCGAUAAUUGGGAAAAUAAUGAGGGAACGCCGAGUAUAAUAUUGUUCCGCUCACACUUGCAAAAUUUUCAGCCAGUUGUAUGGUUUUGAUCAAUUAAAAAAAAAUUGUUAUUGUUAAAUUCGUUUCGUUCUAAUGGCUAAAGGUUCGUCUUCUGGUGGUAGCCAAAGCCCUAGGAGGAAAAACGGAAAAUCUAGUAGAGUUAACAGAAACCAACCGACCUUAAAUGGAUCAGAUACAAAUUAUUCCAGAAAUAUGACCAACGCGCAAACGGAUAAUACAAAAACAGUACCAUUGGCACCCCCUUCCGAACAGCAGCAAUGGACAGUGAAAAAUCCGAUUCCUUUAAUGUUAGAAAUACUUAUCAUCUUUCAAAUGUUCUUUGUUACGUUAUUUUUCAAGAUGUUCAGAGUGCUUUUGCCAUCGUCGAAAAAAUCUGUCAAGGGAAACGUCGUAUUGAUCACGGGUUCGGGAAGAGGACUUGGCCGUGAAUUGGCCUUAGAGUUCGCCCAACUUGGCGCUAAGAUAGCGUGCGUCGAUGUGGAUCAGACAAGCAAUGAAGAGACAGUCAAACUCAUCGAGUCCAAGAUUCCGGGUGUGUCAGCCAAGGCAUACACGGUUAAUGUAGCAGUCAGCUCUGAAACGGCCGCACUGGCCGUCAAGGUUGAACUCGACCUAGGCCCGGUGGACAUACUCAUCAACAACGCGGCCGUCAUCGUCGGUCACACGUUCCUCGGUGCCCAGGACCACACGAUUUCUACCAUCAUCAACAUAAACCUGCUCGGACAAUUUUGGAUGAUACGCUCGUUCUUGCCAAGUAUGAUGAAGAGGAAUAGCGGUCACAUUGUAGCCAUUUCGUCAAUUUCGUCUCUUAGUGGUGAGGCUAAGCUAUCGGCUUAUUCGGCUAGCAAAUGGGGUAUUAAUGGAAUGAUGGAAAGUCUCAGAGAGGAACUCCGGGAGCAUUCACACAAUGCAAUCCAUACCACUGUUGUGAUACCACGAUUAAUAAAUACGAGUGCUGAUUAUAUGAAAUCCAUCAACAGCAGGUUGCCGGUGUUGAGUAUUGAACAUGCCGCUAAAUCUACGGUCCGCGGGAUUUUGGCAAAUGAGGUUGAAUUUACUAUUCCUCGCAUGACAUAUUUUGCAAAUGUUAUUCGAAAACUCUUUCCCGUAAAUAUUUCUGAUUCGAUAAAAAAUAUUUUCUAUGUAAAAAUCACUUUACCACCACGAGAAUAUCAAGACAAUAUGCCUAAUAUGUCGAUCAUUAAUCAUACUGUAGCAACGAACUAAAAACAACGUUUGUAUAAUUUGUGUUUGUUUUUAAUUUAUUUAUUUUAAAAUAAUAUUAUAUCUUGUUGUUAAUCAAUGAAUCACACCGUACUUAUUUUGAAGUUACAGCUGAUAACGUAUAAUAUUUUAAACGAUUUUGUUUUAAUUAAAUUAUAUAAAUCCAAAUUAAUUAAUUAAAUUGGCUGAUUUGUACACAAUUUUAUAGUUGAAACUAUCAUAUCAUUAUGGGUAAAUUAUAUCAUAUUUUAUUUAUAUUAUAUCAAUUUUAUUAUUAAUGGAAUUUUUAAGUCUUAUAUAAAUUAUAAAAUAUUUGUUAUUUAUACGUGUUUAUUUAUUAUUAAAGUAAAGAAAAUUA
Messenger RNA from Rhopalosiphum padi (bird cherry-oat aphid), 1792 nucleotides. Its product is annotated as short-chain dehydrogenase/reductase family 16C member 6-like. Gene Ontology annotation, cellular component: lipid droplet. The record is from RefSeq and is a predicted model, not a curated record. Lineage: Eukaryota; Metazoa; Arthropoda; Insecta; Hemiptera; Aphididae. The coding region runs from base 283 to 1437 and encodes 384 amino acids. Gene Ontology annotation, molecular function: oxidoreductase activity, acting on the CH-OH group of donors, NAD or NADP as acceptor. The transcript is spliced from 7 exons.